Messenger RNA from Coniophora puteana RWD-64-598 SS2, 2357 nucleotides. RefSeq names its product sodium hydrogen exchanger. Gene Ontology annotation, biological process: proton transmembrane transport; vacuolar acidification; sodium ion transport. Gene Ontology annotation, molecular function: sodium:proton antiporter activity. Lineage: Eukaryota; Fungi; Basidiomycota; Agaricomycetes; Boletales; Coniophoraceae. The transcript has 5 exons. Bases 37 to 2190 code for a protein of 717 amino acids. The record is from RefSeq and is a predicted model, not a curated record. Gene Ontology annotation, cellular component: fungal-type vacuole membrane; early endosome; late endosome.
GUUCGCUCCAGCGAGCUUUCGACUAAUCCUUCAACCAUGGGCGUCAACCUCGGAUCCCUCACCGUCGCAGCGGCCGACGCCACCGCCUCGGACACGCCUGUCGUCGAGGAAGAGGAGUUCUACUCCUCCUGGUCCCUCUUCCUCGUCUGCCUCCUUCUCAUUAUCUCCCUGUGGACGUCGUAUUAUCUGCAGAUCAAGCGCAUAAAGACGAUACAUGAGACACUGGUCUCGAUCUUUGCGGGCAUGUUCGUCGGGCUGGUGGUUAGGCUCGCGCCCGGGACGGAGAUUCGCGAGAUGCUGACAUUCAAGCAUACACUCUUCUUCAACCUCCUCCUGCCGCCUAUCAUCCUCAACUCAGGAUAUGAACUCAAACAGGAAAACUUCUUCCGCAACUUCGGGUCCAUCCUCACCUUCGCCUUCCUCGGGACCUUCAUCUCCGCCGUCGGCGUUGGUGUGUUGGUCUACGUUUAUUCGUUCCUCGGCCUCGAAUCGCUUGACGUGACGCUCCUCGAAUGUCUCAUCUUUGGCUCGACGCUCUCGGCGACGGACCCGGUCACGAUUCUCGCCAUCUUCAACCAGUACAAGGUCGAUCCGAAGCUGUACUCGAUUAUAUUUGGAGAGAGCUUGUUGAACGAUGCGGUCAGUAUCGUCAUGUAUGAGACGCUUACCCAGUUCCAUGGGACGGAGAUAUUUGUCUCGUCGAUAUUCCAUGGUAUCGGCAUCUUCUUGCUCAACUUCAGCGUCUCCAUGGCGCUCGGCGUCUGCUUCGGCCUCGCGAUGUCCCUGACACUUAAGCACUCGUCGCUCAGUCAGUACCCUGCGAUCGAGUCCUGUCUCGUUGCACUCUCCGCCUACACGUGCUACUUCUUCUCAAACGGGCUGUCCAUGUCCGGAAUCGUCUCGCUGCUUUUCUGCGGCAUCACGCUCAAGCACUACGCGUACCACACCAUGUCGCUCAAGACGCAGCGCACGACCAAGUACAUCUUCUCGACGCUCGCGCAGCUCUCGGAGAACUUCAUCUUCAUCUACCUCGGUCUCUCGCUCUUCACCGCGCCGCCCGCGGGCGAGCGCAUGACGCACUACGUGAAGCCGCUGUUCAUCAUCGUGACGACGGUCGCGGUCGUGUUCACGCGCUACGCGGCCGUGUUCCCGCUGAGCGAGGCGAUCAACUUCUUCCUGAAGCACGCGCGCGGGCAGCGCAGCGAGGAGCUCCCGCACUCGUACCAGAUGAUGCUCUUCUGGGCGGGCCUCCGCGGCGCGGUUGGCGUCGCGCUCGCGGCGGGGUUCAAGGGCGACAGCGCGCCGACGCUGCGCAUGACGGUGCUCGUCGUGGUGGUGCUCACGGUCAUUGUGUUUGGCGGGACGACGGCGCGCAUGCUUGAGGUGCUUGGGAUCCGGACGGGCGUGGAGGACGAGGCGGCGAGCGACGACGAUGACGACGAGAUGGGCCGCCCGUGGUACACGCGGCGCUCGGGCGUCUCGUGGGUCGCUACAGGGAGGAAUAGCAAUGGUGGGUUUGUGGAUGAGGGUGCGCGAUCGCCGGGGUAUGUGGGCCGGAGCAGCGGCGGUCAUGGCGGACGCAUUGGACAGCACUAUGGCGGUGGGCGGUCGUCCACUGCGCUUCGCUCGCCCGGCGUAGUGGCGACGGCAGGAGGAGGCAACACGGUGUUCUCGGCUGCGUCGUCUGACUCAUACGAGUCGGACGGGGAGACGCUCCCCAUGGCACCGACCGCUGCCGCCGCCGCUACAGCCGCCGCCGCCGGUGUGGUGGGCGACGGCGCGGGCGACUUAGAGCAGGGAGACGGGCGGAGGCUGGGCAGAGUUACGAGCGAGGACGGCAAGUGGUUCCAGGCGCUGGACGAGCGGUACCUCCUCCCGCUGUUCUCGAACGCCACGGCGAGCCGGACGUUCCACGCGCGCCGGGCGCGGCGCAGUGCGAAUGCGAGCGGGUCGGGCAACGGCGGGUCGGGCGCGGCGAGCGGGGUGGGCACGCCGAUGGACAGCGAGGACGAGGGCGAGGAGGUGGAGCUGGGUGUGUCUGGGGCUGCGGUGCUUCCGACGGGCGAGAGCACGGGGAGGAGGAGCGGGACGACGACGCCGAGGCAUGCUGCGUCGCCGUCGUUGGAUGCGGGGAGCUAUGGGCUGUCGGGGGCACCGCCAAGGGAGAACGGGCAGGGGCGGAUUUCGUGAUUGGUGUGAAUGGUUUCGUCGUUGGCUGGCAGGUAGUUAUCUGCACGCUUGGUCGUGGUUUCUCGGUUUUGCUUUUGUUUUCUUGCUGGAGUUAUAUAAUACUCGUAGAGGAUCGAAUGCUAUAUCAUGUAGAUAGAGGGUGUUCUGUGCCCGAACAUACGAUCUGC